Messenger RNA from Actinia tenebrosa (Australian red waratah sea anemone), 1533 nucleotides. RefSeq lists its product as uncharacterized. Gene Ontology annotation, biological process: regulation of transcription by RNA polymerase II. The record is from RefSeq and is a predicted model, not a curated record. NCBI's taxonomy places the organism in Eukaryota, Metazoa, Cnidaria, Anthozoa, Actiniaria, Actiniidae. Gene Ontology annotation, molecular function: DNA-binding transcription factor activity, RNA polymerase II-specific; RNA polymerase II cis-regulatory region sequence-specific DNA binding.
CCUGUCUUUUAAAGGCCUUAGUGCUUCGGUCAAACCUCUUCCGCAGUCAGAUACCUCAAUUACCUCAGAUUUUGAAGAACUAAACUAGAUUUAGAGAUGCCUAGAUCAUUUCUUGUGCGCUCGAAGCAAUCAGCUCUUCCAGAAAAUGAAAUCAAGAUUAAAGAGGAAAAUCCUGAAAUCGAUGAAAAAGAAGAACUUCAGCCUGAAAAGCGUGGAUUUGUCCCCUAUGUUUCGUCUCACGCAACAUCUAAGAGUUCGUUUGACGAUUGCCGAAGCUCGUUCAGGUUAUACCAGAGCCAAAAGGAAUAUGCAUUUCCACGUUACUUCUGUCUCCCCCCGCCCCAGGGAUUGACGAUGGAAGAAUACCUUCGUAUUAGAUCUGCCUGCUAUCUUCCGAGGCCGUUUUUUCCGUUCCCUCCUACAUCUCCUCAUCUACAUAAAUCUCUAACAAGAUUUCUUCCCCAUGAAGGAUCAUUGUAUCCUUGCGCUGCAUACCCKCCAAGAAUAAGCCCAGAGUCUUUAAGAGCCGCGUCAAUGCCAGAAACGCCUCAUCAAACAGCAUUUCAACCCGUAGACCCAGAGAAAAGAAAGCUAACAGGCAGUUAUAGUCUUGAGCCUCAAACUACGCUUCUUUCAUCACCCUCGAGUGAUAUCAGAGACGAAGUAGCAGGCGAAACAGAAAGCAAAACCAAAGUUUUUAGAUGCCAAGAAUGUGGCAAAGAAUUCCGUAGGCCUUCAAGUUUAAGCACACACAGAUUGAUUCACUCCGAUCACAAGCCAUACUCCUGUAGUUACUGUGGUAAAAAGUUCCUAAGAAAAUCCGACAUGAAGAAGCAUACUUUGAUGCAUACCGGAGCGAAACCCUUUCAGUGUAAGCAGUGUGGAAAAGUAUUUAGUCAAUCUUCUAAUAUGUUGACACAUAUGAGAAGACACACUGGAAUCAAACCUUUUCCGUGUAAGAUCUGUGGGAGAAGGUUCUAUAGAAAGGUUGAUGUUAGAAGACACACUCUUCGUCACGAAUUCAGAGCAAGUGUGGAGAACUGAACUGUUAUUGAUAAAAUAAAACUGCAAAAAUAAUAGUGUAGAGAAAAUACCAUUCGUUAUGACAAAAAAAGGGGGAAAUUUAAGGCGAAAAACGACUAUUUUCUUGCCGAAAAAUUAAAAAUAUAAAACAGAAAGAAAACUGAAAAUACCUGUAAAUCUUUAUAGCAGGAAAAAUCAUAAAGAGAAUGACUAUGAAAUUAUAACAAUAAAAAUUACCUUUUCGGUUGAAAAGGUAAAAAUUUGACAAAUUUCAUAAAAAGUUUCAAAAAUAAAGACAAAGCUUGUACAUACAUUUACCACGAUAUAGUAUUACGGAUUUUAUAUCAAAAAAAUAUUACGUAGAAUAAUCUAUGAAAAGUUUUUCAGUUGUUGUGUAGUUUGAUUAUUAUUUCUGAAGCUUUCUUUGGUAUAUUAAAGUUGUAUCCUAACAAAAAAGGGUCGGUGUUGUGAAGCAAGGGCCUUGAAAUAAAAGCUAUUGUUAAAACUCAA